This is a messenger RNA of Prorocentrum cordatum, 1317 nucleotides long. The record is from the annotation of a GenBank genome assembly. Lineage: Eukaryota; Dinophyceae; Prorocentrales; Prorocentraceae.
AUGGGCCAGCACGCCGUCUUCACGAUAUUGGUGACACCUUCGGUGACGUCCAGUCGGAGUGCUCGCGCUGCGCCCCGCUGCACCCCGGCGUAUCCCACGGGGGGGGGCCGCCCGGUCACGGCAGCGCCCGCCAACGAAGGAGGCGAGGCCGCGGUCGGCUGCCCGGCGCCGCGGGCUUUCGCCUGCGGGGCGGCGGGCAAUGGCGGCCAGCGCGUGGGUGUUCGUGUUCGGCCGCUCGUGCGGCUCUGGGAUGGGCGCGACGCGGUCGGCCAUCUGCUGGCGGGGGCGUUGCUGCUGGCGGACAGGCGCUGGGAGCGCGUGGUGACCCACGGGGCCCUCGGCGAGUACGGGCACCCAUGGGGCACCCAGGUUACGGCGUCCAAGGCCCGCGCGGAGGCCAUUGCGGCGUACGCGUCGCAGAGGCACAUCCUGCAUCUCUACAGCGAGUGGUCGAGCCUCGCGGUGCCCGUCGAGCAGUUCGACGUGCCCCGUGCCGGCGCCUGCUGCGCCCGGGGAGCGGGCAGCAUCCCCUACUACGGGGCCACCUGCGCAGCCGGCGCCCAGGGCCACGCGCACGCGGCCGGCCUCGCGCUGGCGUGGGAGUCGCACGCGUACUCGCUCCAGGAUGAUCAAGACCUCGCCAGGGAGCUGGCCCGGACCGUGGACGUGGACCUCUACGGGCUGCCGCUGCUCCGGCGGUUCCUGUACGGGCCCGCCGCUGUGGCCGCCGCGCCAGCGCAGGCCGUGCACGCCUGCAGCCUGGGCACGGCGGCCGCCCUCGCCUGGGCGGCGCUGGCGCCGAACGGCUCCCGCGUCACCGUGCUGCCGCUGGCCGCCACGGCGGGGCGGCUGCUCGAGGACGCCACGAUCCUGCCGCUGCAGGGCUCCAGGCUUGCAAGCCGCGUGGCGAUCUUCGACGGGCACCGCGCGGCCGACCUCGCCGGGUGCGACUGCCUCCUGGGGCGCGCGGAGCCGCUCUUGGAGAUGCUGCAGCACGAGGAGGCGCGGCGUGCCCGGCGGAGCUGGCGGCUGGCGGUGCACGGGGACCUCGGCGGGGGCGUGCUCGGGCCGGGCGGCGGGGGGGCUGCGGCCGGCGGGCGCGCGGUGGAGGCGCGUCUGCGGCGGGUGCUGCGCGGCGGGGGCUGGCGCGUCUCCAGUCCCGGCGGGUGUGAGACGGAGCAGCGGCUACGAGCGCAGCUGGGCAUGGAGCACCGUGUGUUCUUCGAAAGACUCGCCGCAGCCCAGCGUGGAGGAGGUCGAGCGCUUCGCGUGCCGGCUGGAGGUGGUGCUCGCCGACGACGGGGGCUGACGUGGUGA